GGAAGUGCUGGUAAGGACUGCGGACCUCUCCCACGCUGUCUCUAUGGGCGGUUUGCACUCAGAGAGGCUUGACCUGUGAUAAUGGGGGGAGUUGCUGUACAAAGUGAAGGGAUGUAAAGCGCCCUCCAGGAUAGCAGGUUAUGAAGCAAUGACUUUUUCUCCAGCAUCAUGUCUGAAAAACAGCAGGAUCUGCUAGGACUGGGUCGCCUUGAGUAUCUUCAAGCCCUAGUUACCGAAUUCCAGGUAACAGAAAGUUCUGAAGCCAAGGAGCAAGUGCUGGCUAAUCUAGCUAAUUUUGCUUAUGAUCCCAAGAACUAUGACUAUCUCCGGCAGCUCAAGGUCUUGGACCUGUUCCUGGAUACGCUCACAGAGGAUAAUGACACCCUUGUGGAAUUUGCACUUGGUGGCCUUUGUAACCUGUGCUUGGACAAAAUCAACAAAGACUACAUCUUGGAGGCUGAUGGGGUAGCUGCUGUCAUCAACUGCCUGUCAUGCUCCAACGAGGAGACCGUCAUGUCUGCAGUUACCGCUCUGAUGUACCUGACCACCCCCCAGUCCCGCCAACAGAUCACCGCUCUUCCCGUAGUGGAGUGCAUGCUGCGUUUCUCUCUCUCAGCCAACAGGAGGCUAUCCAACCUGGCAACUAUCUUCCUUGAAGACUACUGCAGCCCUCUGCAAGUAGAGGAGGCCAGAAACCUCACCAAACACACAGCUCUAGGGAUCCCCCUACCAAAGAAUUAAUGCAUCAGUGAGACAUUUCUUCCUGUGCCUGUAUGGGAAAACUUAGUCAUAAAGGGGAGAAAUCAAUCCAGAAAUUCUGAGCUUGCAAAUAACUAAGUAGGCCAGGCCUACUUAAUUCUCUGUCAUUUUAGGGGCUCCUGCAAAAUUCACACUUUCCAGUUAUGUUAAUUGCUUUUUAAUUAACACAAAUGCCAUUUGGAAGAAUGAAAAGCUGCCAAAGAGGCCUUAGUUAUUAAUAAUUAAUUAUUAUGAAUAAUUAAUUUAGUUAUUAAUAGUUAUUAUCUGCCUGAUACUGGUUCUUUUAACUGAUGUUAGUAAUUUAAUUAUGGCCCAGUAAAGCAGAAGGUGGCAGAUUAUUGUAUCACGAGAGACAUUAGUUCUUGAGUCUGGGGCCUUUAUCACUUUUCAUCUGGCCUUGCAUAUAUCAGCUCCAGAGAUCUUUAACAGCAGGGGUGUUCACCCAUUUUGAGUUUCAAGGGCCAAACUCCCCACCCAACAGACACCCAGGACACAUUCAUUAUUUCACAGUUGUCACCCCCCCCCCUUAUAAUCCUAGGCACUUCCUCCUGGUGCCACUGGGCAUACCUGGUUGCAUCCUCUGACACUGCUGACAGUACCUGAAUUGGCCCCUCUACCCACAAGAGAGGAAGGGAGAAAAGGAGAGGCUGGAGGGCAGAGAGAUGGGAAUGGGGUGAGGAAGGAAGCCAGUGCUCGCGCUGGAGGCUCCAUGCAGUUACUCACUCAUCGGUGAGGUGGCAGAGCUGGUUCUGCCAUUUGUUCACCUCGCCUGCCUGCCAACCACAAAAGGGCACAUGAGGCCAGUGAGCUGGAGAAGCACCUCUGUGCUGCAGGGACCUCAAGACAGCAGGAAGGCAAUCAGGCAGCAAAGCAAAAAAAGCUAUUCCCUGUCUGGCAGUCUGUGGGAACGGACUAGUUGACAUUUUUGGUGUGCGACACAUUUGACACCUAUUUUACAGUUUUGUUUACUAAAACAAUUAUAAAGAUACAACACA
Messenger RNA from Eublepharis macularius, 1754 nucleotides. RefSeq names its product armadillo repeat containing 7 (gene ARMC7). The transcript is spliced from 5 exons. Gene Ontology annotation, molecular function: protein binding. Lineage: Eukaryota; Metazoa; Chordata; Lepidosauria; Squamata; Eublepharidae. The record is from RefSeq and is a predicted model, not a curated record. Bases 169 to 741 code for a protein of 190 amino acids.